This is a messenger RNA of Chlamydomonas reinhardtii, 7376 nucleotides long. RefSeq lists its product as uncharacterized. Gene Ontology annotation, cellular component: cytoplasm. Gene Ontology annotation, molecular function: mRNA binding. The record is from RefSeq and is a predicted model, not a curated record. Lineage: Eukaryota; Viridiplantae; Chlorophyta; Chlorophyceae; Chlamydomonadales; Chlamydomonadaceae. The transcript has 9 exons. Gene Ontology annotation, biological process: post-transcriptional regulation of gene expression. The coding region runs from base 97 to 5799 and encodes 1900 amino acids.
AUGACGUCCUUGCACCGCCCAUGCUGCACCGCAGGGACAAACCUAGUUCAAGCCAGCAAGAAAGGUGCAAACGCGAACAACAACAACCACCUUUAGAUGUUGGAGGCUGGCAUAGCGUUUGGGCUCGGCUCUAGCUGCUGCAGUGGCUCCGAGGAAACGCCCGCGCGGGAGACGAGCAGGUGUUGCCACGGCGGUGCAGCAGCAGUAGCAGCAGUAACCAAGCAGACCGCAUCGACGCCACCAACGGCAGUAGCAGCGGCGGCGGUUCAAGCAGCAGCAGCGGCCGAGAGCGACGCGGCCGCGUACGUUUGCGCCUGCACCGUCACCGCCAACUCCAGCGGCAGCGACGGCGACCAAACCAACGGCGGCAGCAGCCCGCGCAAAAGGCUGGCAGCGGACGGCAGUAGCAGCGCCAACAACAACAACAACAACAACGGCAGCGCGGGCUCGGCGCCGGACGCGGCCAGAGCCCUCCGCCACCUGCUACUGCCGCUGGCCGCGCAACUGGAGCUGCCGCCCUCAGCGGGCUCUGCUACAGCCGCCACCAUAACCACGAUGGCGCCUCCGCCCCAGUCGCCAACAGCAGGGCCAGACCCACCUCAGCCUCAGCAGCAGCCAGUAGCCGAGCGGCUGCAGCGCCUGCCCUCACCGCCCAGCCCCGUGCCAACGCCCACACGUGCGCCGCCGUCGCCGCCGCGGCCCCAAACGCCCCCUGUGUCGCCCGCGCCUGGAGAGCGCACGGCGGCGACGAACAGCUGCAGCGGUGAGGAUGGCGGCGGCGGCGGCAGUAGCUACAGCGGUGUCCAGCAGGCGCCGCCGAGCCCGUCCGAUUCGGCCGCACCGCUGGCGCUUGCCCAGCAGCUACAGCCCCCUGCUGGCCCUGCUACAGCCCACCAGCAGCAGCCCCAGCAGCAGCCGGGGGCGGCGGUCGCAUCAGCGCAGCCUGCUGGUGAAGGCUGUAGCGGACGCAGCGACGGUGGCAGUAGCAGCGGAGCCACGGCGGCGGCCGUGUCACAGUCCGAGGGGGAGGUGCCCGUACCCGCUGAGCCGGCUGUGCCCUCCGCAAACCUCGACGUCAACGCCCACACCAACGCCCACACCGCCGUCGCCAAAGCCGCAGCCGGAGCAGCGACGCCGCCAGAAGCGGCGGCAGCGGGUGCGGCGCCCGCGACGCCUCCAGGCGGCAUCACGGCCGCCGCCGCCGCGCUGCUGGCCCCGGGUCAGUUCCAGCGCUACUACAGCCGCAUGUGCGACGCACACGCGGAGGCGCUGGCGGCGGAGCUGGCGGCGGCGGCGGCGGCGGCGGCGGCGGCGGACAUGUCGCCUCCACCGCCACCGCCGCCACUGAUGUUACCGCAGCAACAGCUGCAGCUGUUGAGCCCCCAUGCCGCCGGCUACCCGCCGUUCCCCGCUGCAGCCCCGCAGCAGCACGCACCGCCCUUCCAGUCCCACACCCUCCCACAACCCCAGCCGCCGCCGCCGCCUCACCACCUGCACCACCCGCUGCACUACGGCGGCAGCCCUCUGCUGGCUCGCGGCGGCCAUAACGGUUACAACGGCAAUCCCAACCACCACAACCACCUCGGCGGCGGCGGUGGCGGCCCCUGCUGGACGUCACUGGACGAGUGGCGACAGCGGCACCUGUUGGAGAUCGAGGCCAUGCAGGGCAUCGUGCCGGGACCGGUAGCCGACAACCGCAGCACCAACCGCCACAACCACCACCAUCACAACCACCUUCAGCCGCCAACCAACCUCUUUGGCGGCUACAGCGGCGCCGGUGGCGGCGGCGGUGUUGGCGGUGAGAGCUACAGCCGUCCGCCGCCGUGGCAGCAGCAGCAGCAGCAGCAGCAGCACUACCUGCUACAGCAGCAUCCACUGUCACCCGACCCCCGGCACCUUUCGCUGCCGCCGCCACCUCCACCGCCGCCGCCGCCGCCACAACACUACGCGGCUGAGGCAUUGCCGGCGGCGGGGCGGCACCCCAACCACCCCAACCACCACCAUCAGUCCGGUGAUCAGCAGCCCAACAACCGCGGCGUUGAUAAUGGCGGCACAGGCGGCGGCGCAGCGGGCCUGAGCCCCGCGGGCCGCAUGCUCACUCGGUUCUUCAGUCAGCGCACCGGUGCCGGCGGCGACGGCUUUGGCGGCCCUGCUCCCGAAGAGGAGGAGGCUGCUACUGCCACCGCCGCCAUUACUGCAGACGGCGGUGUUGGUGGUGGUGCUACUGCCGGGACAGCGUCUGAGCUGGGUAGCGGCGACAACGGCGGCGGCGGCAGUGGCGGCAGCGCAAGCCGGCGCAGCGAUGAGGGGCCGCUGCCAUGUCCUGACGCCUUCGCCACAGCGGCGGCGGCGGCGGCGGCGGCAGCGGCGGCGGCGGCUGACGCUGCCGCCGAGACUGCUGCUGAUGUUGCCGACCAGCCGCCGCCGCGCUCGCACUCGCCGCCGCCGUCGGGCCUGCUGCGCUUCGACGGCAGCCAGCGCGAGCACAUGUCGCCGCAGCCGCACACCCAGCCGCCGUCAGUCAUCGGCAGCAACCCCAUGUCAUCGUCAGUGUACGGCGGCGGUUAUGGCGGCGGCGGCCAUGCCGCACUGCCGUACCAGAUGUCGUACGACUCUCUGGUGCUGGAGGGCGGCAGUUACGGCGGCGGCGAAGGCGGUUUUGGCGGUUUCCUGCCCGCCUUUGCCUCUGUGCCCGAAGGCCUGGGCCUCUUCGGCGCCGGCGGUGGUUACAGCCGCACUGGCGCCGGCGGCGCCAGUGCUACAGCCGGCGGCGCGGCUGGUGGCGGCGGCGACCUGCUGCUGCCGAUGGGCCUCGGUGGCGGCGGCCCGUACGACAUCUCGCCGUACGGCACGCCGCCCAUGUCUUACACCAGUGGCGGCGGUGGCGUUGGUGGCGGCGGCGGCGGUUUCCAGGCCUUUGGCGCCACGCCGCCGUCGCCGCCGUCGCGGCUGCUGGCGUGGGGCAACUCGGCGCCUGCCGGCGGCGGCGGCACCAUCGGGCCCUUCGGCAGUCUUGGCGGCGCAGACGGCGGCGGCGGUUUCGGUGGCGGCGGCGGCGGCGGAGGCCGCAGCGGCAACGGGCACAGCCUGUACACUGGUGGCGGUGUGAAGGGUAUCAGUGGUGGCGGCGGCGGCGGCUUUGGCGUCAGCGGCGGCGGCAGCUGCGGCAGCGGCGGCGCUGGCGGCGGCAUGGGUGUCGGCGGCGGCGGCGGCGGCUGUGUACGGCUGGAGUCGCUGUUUGGGCGGUUGACGGCCCUGAGCUGCGACCAGCAGGGCAGUCGGGUGGUGCAGAGGCUGUUGGGCAGUGCCGCCAGCGAGCAGGUGGGCCGCUGCCUGGACGAGCUGCUGCCGUCAGUGUACGACACCUCCUGCCACCCGUACGGCAACUACGUGCUGCAGCAGUUGAUGGCGGUUGGCGGCGCCCGCCACAAGCUGCGGCUGUGCGGUGCGCUGUCCGGCCGCAUCCGGGAGCUGUCGUUCGACCCGUACGGCUGCCGGGUGGUGCAGAAGCUGCUGGAGGUGGUGCCUGAGCCUCAGGCGGCGGCGGCGGUGGCGGAGCUGGACGGCACAGUCAUGCGCUGCGUGCGGGACAAGUGCGCGCAUCACGUGUUGCGGGCGGCGCUGCACCACGUGCCCCACAGCCGCCAGACAUUCCUGGUGGACACACUGCAGUCUGCGCUGCCUGCCCUGGCGCGCCACCCCUACGGCUGCCGACUGGUGCAGUCGCUGCUGCAGACCACCAGCGAGCCCGAGCGCUGGGAGGUCAUCGCCAGAGACCUACUGCAGGACGCGCCGCAGCUGGGCGGUCACGAGUACGGCAAUUACGUGAUGCAAACGCUGGCGCAGGUGGCGGCGCCGCACGUGCGUUCCGCACUGGCGGCGGCCCUGGCGCCGCAUGCCGUACGGCUGGCGUGCUGCCGCCACGGCAGCCCCGUACUGGAGGCCGUACUCAAGUACGGCAGCGAGGGCGACCGCGAGGUACUGCUGGCGGCGCUGCUGGGACCAACCACCGCCGGUGGCGGCGGCGGUUGUUCCGUUGGAUCCGGCAGCCCGUACGGCAGUAACGGCGGCGCCGGCGGCUGGCCGUUUGAGAUUGGCGGCGGAGAGGGCGGCGGCGGCGCGGCUGCGGGCGCCAUUGCGGCUGCGGCUGCGGGUGUUGGGAGUGGAGGAGGAGGGGGCGGCGUCAGUGGCGGCGGGAGCGGCAGUGGCAGCGGCAGCAGUAGCUGCAGCCGGGCUCUGCGGCUGGCGUGCGAUCCCUUUGGGAAUUACGUGCUGCAGCGCUGCUUCCAGGUGUGCAGUCCCGGCCAGGCCGCCCGGCUGGCUGCGGCGCUGCUGCCCGCCAUCCCCGAGCUGUCCGCGCGCUGUGCCGCCAGCCACCACCCAGGCAUGGCCGCACUGCUAGCCAGACUGCAGGAGAUGACGCCCGACCCCGGCCAGCUGCACCUGCAGCAGCAGCUGCAACGCCAACAGCAGGACCCGAACCACCAGCAAGACGAACACUACCAGCAGCUACAGCUACAGCUACAGCAGCACCUCGGCAGUAGCAGCUACCCCCUGUCCCCCCACGUGCACCUGCAGCACCUGCAGCCGCCGGCGACGCCGCCGCACCCGCCGUCGCCAGUGUUUGGCGGCGGCGCGUUGCCGCCGCCGCCGUACGCCCAGCACUCUUUCGGCGGUGGUGGCGGCGGCGGCGUCUCUCCAUUCGGCAUGCCGGGCGCAGGCGCGGCCAUGUUUGGCAGUAGCAUGAUGGGUGCUACAGCUGAUAACAGGUACUUUGGCGGCGUCGCCAGCGAUGGCGGCAGUGGCAGUCUGGACCUGUCAGUACUCCUGUCGAAGCUGUCGCAGGAGGAGCAGCGGCAGCUGCUGCUGCAGCUACAGCCGCCCAGCAGCCUGUUCGGCAGUAGCGGCAGCGACGCGGCCGCGGCGUUGUACGGGUACGACAGCGUGGCCAGUGUGGGAGGAGUGGCUGCUACUGCGGCGUCAGCAGCGGCGGCGGGGAAUUUGGCAGAUGGCGGCAGUAGCAGCGGCGUCACUGCGCUGGAGGUGGGCAGCAGGCGCUACUGCCGCAAUAGCACCAGCAGCUUCGGCAGUAGCAGCACCGCCGCUGCCGAGCGCGCCAGCGGCGCCGCUGCUACUGCCACCAUCACGGCAGGCGACGCCUCUCCGCCGCCCUCCGACCAAGCCAGCAGCGGCGCCCCCGCCAACGCCGCUGCUACAGCCGCCGCCGGCCCAGCCAAGGUGCCCGAGAGCGAGGCGGCAGUAGCAGCGGCUGCAGCCGUGGCUGUAGCAGCGGCGGCCCGGGCCCUCAGCCUGGAGGAGUGGGCCCUGGUGGCGGCAAUUGGCGGCAGUAGCAACGGCGGCCCCGACGCCUCCGGCGGCGCCCUCGCGGCGGCUACAGCUGCUUCGGGCCUGCGCUCUCCUAUGCCUUUGCUGCCUGCCGCUGUCUGGGCCCACCACAUUCCUGGGGCAGAACUGGCAGGUGGCGGAGAUAGCAGCACAUCAGCCAAGCGGCCACACGGCCAGCACCCAACGACGGCGGAGGCUGCAGCAGCCACAGCGGCAGUAGCAGCAGGAGGCGACGGCUGGAGCCGGCUGCUGCUGCGCACGCUGAGCCGCGUGGCGAGCGGCGGCGGCGGCAGUGGCGGCAACAAGGCUGUAGGUGGGGCGGCGGGUGGUGGGGAGGCGGCGGUUGAUGAGCUGUCCGAAUACCCCGAGGAUGCGGUGCUCACGGAAGACUCGGUGGCGGCGGCGCUGAGGGCUCUGGGCCUGGCGCCCGUGGGCAGCGGCCGACAGCGCUAGGUGGAUGGAUGGGAGAGGGCGUCGAUCGGGGAAGUGACAGUGUGAUGAGCUGUGGGGUCGCUGAGAGCGUCAGGUCAAAGAGGUAAUCAGGAUCAUAUUACGGUCGUAGUGUGGCUGCAUCUUGUAAGAUAGGCUUUGUAUGGUUCUGGCUGCGCUGCGGCCCCGUAGGCUCCAAAUGUGUAGCGUCACAGCCAGUAAUCGGCUGUCUAUCUCAGCAACCCAACAGGGAAGGAAAGAACAUGUGCAGAGCCAACGUGUAUGAUGAAAGCAGGCGCACAUAUGUACCGUAUGGUUGAUCCGCAUGGGAAAGAAGUCGGAAGAGGUUCAUGUGGCAUGAGCGCGUGAUGGAUGUAUCAUGUUGUCGCUGGAUGGCGGCACGGGCGCGGCGGCGGCGGCAGGCGGCAGGCGGCGCAUUGCCGCCUUGCGGUUUCGUGUCGGGCGCCCGAAGUUUGGUUGGGUGCGACUAUUUCAGUUCAUUCCCACCGUGCCAUGGUUGCUAUGCACGGGGGUCUGUUGCUAGGCCCACGCAUAAGUGCAUUACCGCAUUGACGAACGUAGUGGUCCCUUCCAGAAACAUUCCCUUUUGCUUAUGAGGAAUCGUGCUGCUGAUUGUAUGUGAAUGCAGAAGCGGGCCAGAAGCCCCUAAACCCUAAGUGCACGUGUGUAUUUGCGGCGUGUACGCUACAAUUACCCCGUGCUGCAUGCGGCGUGGUCGUGCGAGUUCCCAUUGACAGCUGUGCAGGCGCACAUGACAUAUCUUAUACCCUGUGAAGUUCCGUGUAGAUGAAGAUGUUUAGAUGUGACAAUGUGAACGCCGCGGUAAACCCUCAGAUGCUACCAGGCAGGGUAGUACGGACUGGGCAGGGUAAAUUACACGGUCACGAUUCAAGCUAGAAGUCUUUACCUUUUCUUUGAGGCAAAGCCGCGCAGGCGGCGCUGCAGGCCGGCGGGCGUGUACAGGCGGGCAGGACAUCUGAGGAAGGCCGAAGGCGGCCUGUGGGCGCAGGUCCAUCAGGCGCAACAGUGACUCCCUCGUGUACAUUUGUAGUCUGUCAUGAGGACCUCUGAAGCUGUGGGUAGCCGGGGGUUCAAACGGUACGGUACUAUGCGGGUAACUGGGUAACUGGAUCAUGGGCAUGCACGUGGCGAGUGGCGAUGUAACCGGUAGAGCGCGCUGCAGAGCCGCCGCAUUGCAUACGGUAGUGCGCAAAAGAGAGACCCGGUCUCCCCCAAAACACAGAUUUGGAGAGUGUAUCUGAGUUCAUAGCACAGAGCAGGCGGGAGUGCAGAAGGCGCCCCGAGAUCUGAUAAAUCGGUGCCGAGGCACGUGUGCGGAUGGCUUUGGCCACCCUGAAUGGCACAACACGGAGGCAAGCGGGUUGUGGAAUUGAUGGUUGUUGCGGGGUUGGUUAAUUGACGGUAUUCGCUGGUUGGCAAAGGAUUUGCGCAGGAACUUCAGCCAUGGUGGGGGGUGUCGCACGAGUGCGUUCACCACCACGGCACGUCGGCAUCAGGACCAGCAGCGGGACAUGGGGUCGCACGCCCUGUCCGCGGUCCGACUGUAACAAUAAGUGCCU